AUGGUAGGCGGCGAAGGUUCCUUGUUCCUUCGGCGGCGGCAAGUACUGGGUCUGCUGCUGGCGCGGGUGACACAGAUGGGAGUGACUCAACCGAAGGGUACGUGGCAAGUUCAACUUAGGAGGAAAGAACCCGGGAAUCCCAAAGCAGUGGAUCCAGAAAUCGUGGAGGCCGGCAAAGAGGGACCCCGUCCCCGAGAUGCUGACGUGGCUAGGGGUGGGAGUGUUGACGUGGCAGGGGAUGCUGACAUGGACCUAGAGGCGCUGGCUCGUGAGCUGAACAUGGAUCUGAAGGAGGUUCAGGAAGCGGAGAGGAUGUUUGAAAGUGCCAUGUCAGCAGUUGCCUCGCUGGAAUCGCUAUCUGCCAAGUUCGAUCAGAUGAUUUUGGAAACUUCAGCUUCUGAGUCAGCCGAAUCAGAGGAUUCUCGCAAGGGUUUAAGAGGGGUUUUGAACGAAGGGGUUUUAGAAAAUGCGGGUUUAGAGGGUUUAGAAAGAGGAAUGAAAGAGCUGGUAAAGGAGAUUGAAGCCGCAUCGUCUCGGGUUGAGAGAGAAGGCGUCAGCCAAAAAAGAGAGGGGAGGGAGGAGGUGGAUGAUGAUGGUGCUGACGUGGACUUGGCAGGGGAGGCCAUUGCUGACAUGGAGAAUGACCUGGCGGAGCUGCAACGGUCGGUGGCGGCCACGCUUGCUGAACUGGACCGCACUGCCACGUCACUCACUCCAGAGCUGGGUCUACAGGAAGUGCUGAAGCUUAAGAGUUCCAUAUCUGCUGACGUGGCGCAGAUAGAGCAGCAAACAGGCGCCAUUCUUGGGUUGCUGCGAGAGGCCCGAGAACUGCAAGAAGCUUCCCAGCAGCCCGGCGCACCAGUUGGAGCGCGCCAGCUGGCGGCGCAGCGGGCCGUGGAGGCCCGGAAUGCCAUGGCUGCGAUGGCAGGUUCGGCCGAAGAUGCCCGCCAGCCGGCCUACAUGCUUAAGUGGCACGAGGUGGCAGCAGAGAGGGCGGAGCUCAAGAGGGAGUUGGCAGAGAUGUUUAGCAACGCCGUGCAGCAACUGAAGAGGGGGGAGCGGAGUAGGAACCUCACCAGCACCUCGUACCUACCCCAGUGGCACGAGGUGGCAGCAGACCGGGCGGAGCUGAAGAGGGAGCUUGCGGAGAUGUUCAGCAACGCCGUGCAGCUGUUUCAAGAGGGGGAUGAGGAGGGGGCGAUGGCGCUGGUGGCUGCUAAUGAGGCUGAAGUGAUGGGGCAGGUGGCGGCAGGGGAGGCAGGUGUAGAGCAAUCAGCAGUGCUGCUGGCGCUGUCGCAGCUGCUGCUGGGGAUGGGGGAAGAGGCCAAGGGGAGGCAGUUGAUGGACCAGGCGCUUGCCCUCGUGGCCUCUCACCCGUCCGAGCCUCUUCUCGACGACCUGCUAGAGAACGCAGGGGACAUGUAUUACGGCAUGGAGAUGUGGGAUGAGUCGAUCAAGAUGUAUAAACGUGCAGUCAACGUGCAGAGGGAACUGGCAGGGGGCGAGCACUACCUGCAAGCAUCCACUCUCUGCAGCCUCGCCAAUGCGUUAAUGGAAGCGCAGAGGCACGAGGAAGCAGAGGAGGUGCAGCGGCGAGCGGCCGAGCUGUAUGAAGCUGCCAGGGGGGAGAGGUCCCGGGGGGUAGCGACGAUGCUGGUGCGGCUGACACAGAUUCAGAUGGAAGGAGGACGGGUGGAAGAGGCUGAGGGCAGCAUUCUACGCGCCAAGGAUAUUCUGAUAGAGAAGGAGGGGCUGACGUCAAUGGAGGCAGCAAUUGUGGAGUUCACUCUCGCUCAAGUCAGACAAGCACAAGGUCGCCCUGAUCUUGCCGUGGGGGUGUUGGAGAGCGGCCUUCGGAUAUUCGAACAAUCGGUGGAGCAGCAGAGGAGGAAGGGCGAGGCGGGAGACGCUGCUGAGCUGGCAGGAGCAGGCGCUGAGCUGGCCUGGGGUGACGAUGAGCUGGCGGGGACUCCCCGUGCCCUGGUGAACGCGCUUGGAGCAUCAGCGUUCCCGGCCUUCGAGCAGGCGCAGAUUGAACUGAGCAUGCUAUACGACAUUCUAGACAGGGAUGAAGACGCGUGUGCCAUAAGAGAGAAGCUUCUUUCAGCAAAGGAGCUAGCCGUCGGUCCUCUCUCCCCAGCUCUCGUCCCUCCCCUCAUCCAACUCGCACAAUCCCGCCUCACCAUCGGCCAAUCAGAGGGCGCGGAGCGGCUGCUCCGCCGCGCGCUGCAGAUUGCCAGGUCAGCGGUGCCAGCUGGUGACGCGCGGCUGGCCGUGCCGAUCGAGCGCCUGGCGCUGUGCCUGGCUCAGAUGGAGCGAUUUGAGGAGGCUGAGGUGCUCGCGAGGGAGCAUCUGAUGAUCGCUGAGGGGGCCGUGGAGAAAGCAGGAUUGAGAGGAGACACAGUGGAAAUGCUAGCGGAAGCGGAGCGCAACCUGGCUCUCAUCCUUAUGGCCACAGGGGGGGCAGAGGCAGUAGAGGCUGGCCCUACUCUUCACACACCCAUCCCUUCCCCACACUGGUUUCCCUCCUGUCUCUUCCCCCCCUUCACCCCUACCCCAGCGCAAGCACAGCGCAACAACCUAGCGCUCGUCCUCAUGGUCACGGGCCGUGCAGAGGCAGCAGCUCUUGCCCCUCCGCCUCUUGCACUCACCCCCUCCCACCACUCUCUACCGCUACUCUCUCCUUCUCCACCCAUGUCUCCCCCCACACAGCGCAAGCCCAGCGCAACCUGGCGCUCAUCCUCAUGGCUACAAGGCGGGCAGAGGCAGCGCAAAUUUGCCCCGCCCCCCCACCCAUCCCCCAACCCCCAUGCACCGUCUUUCCUCCUAUCUCUCCACCAUCUCCCCAUGCUUGUGUUUCUCCUCAAACCCCCCCUCCCCCCCUACCCCAGCGCAAGCCCAGCGCAACCUAGCGCUCAUACUCAUGGCCACAGGGCGGGCAGAGGCAGCGGAGCUGCUACUGAGGAAGGCUUUAGCGAGGAUGGAGGGAGCAGUGGGGCCCAUGGGGGAUGCGGCGCUGGUGAUUGCUGGUUCUCUGGUGGUGAAUCUGCAGCAGCAGGGGAGGGAUGA
This is a messenger RNA of Closterium sp. Naga37s-1, 3069 nucleotides long. NCBI's taxonomy places the organism in Eukaryota, Viridiplantae, Streptophyta, Zygnematophyceae, Desmidiales, Closteriaceae. The record is from the annotation of a GenBank genome assembly.